Messenger RNA from Iphiclides podalirius (scarce swallowtail), 1947 nucleotides. The record is from the annotation of a GenBank genome assembly. NCBI's taxonomy places the organism in Eukaryota, Metazoa, Arthropoda, Insecta, Lepidoptera, Papilionidae.
AUGGGUGCUAAGCAGAGCAAGCGCUCGGUGGACAUCAGCGGCAAGGAGGCGGAGGGCGCGGGCGAAGUCGCCGCCGCAGGCGCCGGGGGCGAAGGCCGAGUGGAGCAACUCGCCGACGCAGACUCCCUGAAGCCGCAGCUGAAUGGAGACGCGCAUAUACACGAAGCAUCGGACAAAGAGAAACAGCUAGACAGCGGCACUCCUGAAAACGAAAAGGACGCCACGACAGAGAAGGAAGGCAAAGAAGGUGACGAGGGAAAGGAGAAGGAGACACCGGCAAUAACAAACGGGGAGAGCGAGCAAAAGGAAGAAAACGGAGAGGCAGUCGCCACCUCCGAGGACGCGAAGAAACCGAAGAAAGAGAAGGUCAAGAAGAAAUGGUCGCUCAGGUCGAUCAGUUUCAGCCGGAAGGAGAAGCCGAAGCAGGAGAAGAAGGCGAAGGAGGACGACGCCAAGACACCGAACGGGGACCAGGAGAAAUUGGCCGAGGAGGUAGCCGAAUCAACCCCCGAGAAUGCAAUAAACGAAGUGGCAGAAGAAGCGAAAUCUGACACAGAAACUAAGGAUGAUAAAACUCCAGAAACCCCGGUCACUGAACCGAUUACCAACGGAAGCAACACACCCGAAUCCCCAAAAACAGAACCCUCCCCCACCACUGAUGAACCUCUCCCAGAAUCUCCAAAGGAACAUAACAGGCCUGAACCAAAGGCCGCGUUGCCUGAACCUGAGCAGUUGCCUGUCAAUGGACUCUCCCUAGAGGAACCCAAAGUUGAGGCUCCUGAAGUAGUAAAAUGCGAGGAAAGUACCAUUGAAAAGACUUCUACAGAAACAUCGGUAUCGGUUCCGGCCCCAGAAAUUCCUGUUACAAAAGAGGUUUGUGUUGAACAAAUGCCUAUGAUAGAGCCCUCGCCUCCUCCACUCCCUGCUAAUCCUCCUCCUUCGUCUGUGGUAUCUUUUGCCGCUACCACAAUGGCACCUGAAUUGACAGACGCUUCACUCGCUACUACUGCAGAUAUUACCUCCACCGCAGCACCAAUUGCUACCAUAGACACUAAUACAGAUAUAGUUGACAAAGAUCCCACUGAAACGAAUCACAUUGAAAAUGACACUGUUAAUGCCAUUACUGACAUACCUUCUAAAAUUAAGGAAACUGUCGAGGAAAUCACCGCUCCAGCUUUACCCACCGACCCAAUACAAGAACCCGUAGACAUUCCUACUAGCGCUACAGAUAAAGAAGUAAACGGAAGUGUUGACGAGGCUGAUGUUGUUUCCAAUACAAAUAAAGAGGAAACUACCGCACCUGAACCACCGCUGGUUGUAACUGCUGCCGAUAACUUAGGAAUUCCUGAAAUAGUGAUUAACGAAUCCCAACCGACACCGGAAUUACCAUCGCCAAAAGUUAUCGAUGCCGAGCCGAAGAAAUACGAUGACGAUACCUUCGCAGCCGGUGACAAAGAAACGACAACAACCGACAAGAAGGAACCGGCAACCGGCGACAUAACCAUCAACGGCGAACUGAACGAAAUCGAGGAAUCGAUGAAACACGCCAAAAUAUCGGACGAACACGAAGCACAGAACGAGUGCAACGGUAAAAUGGAAGAGGAAGCGAGUGGAACCGAAGAGGUGCCGCUACCGGUGGAUAUCGUCGGAGACGCCAUUGCGGUGGAGGCGACGACCCCCGACGACUCUACGCCCCCAUCGCUCUCCGAGGCGAUGGGGUCGCAAGGCGACCAAGUGAGCAAUGACGCGUCGGAAUCAUUCCCGUUGCCCCCCAGCGAGCUGUGCCGCUCCGUGGGGGGUUCGCGCCCCGAAACGCCCCCGCUGGCCGUCGCCCCACAGGACGUAUUGCCCGUAGCCGAUAAAAUUGCUGAUUUGAUUCCCGAGGUUCCAGUUGUGCCAGAAUUGAAAACUGAUAUGGAGACAGCAAAUGACGUUGCAGUGGCCAAC